AUGGUAGCCAAACAGGAAGACAGGUUCCCACGCAGCGACACCGUUCAGGGUCCUGAUAUUUCCAUCGACGAGGCACUCAGCGGAGCAUGGCAACACCACUACACGAGUGUCAUGCGUGCUCUCGGUGUCGAAGAUGCUGAACACGGUCUCAACAAGAAUGAUAUCGAGUCGCGACGUCAAGAGUACGGCCAGAACCAACUUGAAGGCGGCGACGAGAUCAGCAUCUGGAAGAUCAUGCUCCAUCAGAUUGCGAACGCAAUGACUUUGGUUCUAAUCCUUGCCAUGGGUGUCUCUCUCGGCAUUGGCUCUUGGAUCGAAGGUGGUGUGCUCGCUGGCGUCGUAGCCAUCAACAUCAUCGUCGGUUUCUUCCAAGAGCUUUCAGCCGAAAAGACCAUGAACGCCCUCCGCAACCUCGCGUCCCCCACCGCUCGCGUCAUUCGAAACGGUGACGGUGAGACCAUCUCGGCCAACGAAGUGGUUCCCGGCGACAUUAUCGAGCUCACCACGGGCGACACGGUCCCCGCCGAUUGCCGUCUGAUCGACUCGAUGAACUUCGAGACGGACGAGGCUCUACUCACGGGAGAAUCGCUUCCCGUGGCUAAGGAUCACACUCAAAUCUACUCUGCGAGCGAAGACGUCGGUGUGGGUGACCGCCUCAACAUGGCCUUCACCUCUUCCACCGUUUCCAAGGGUCGCGCCACCGGUGUCGUAGUCGGCACUGGUAUGAGCACCGAGAUCGGAAAGAUUGCCGACGCCCUGCGUGGCGCCGCAAAGGCUCAAAAGAUCCGAGACGUCAAGCGCAACGCAUACGGCAAGGCCCUCCCUCACCGCUACGUCCAAGCUGGUGCGCUCACUGUCUGGGACAAGCUCAACAACUUCCUCGGCACCAACAAGGGCACCCCGCUCCAGCGCCGCCUUUCGCAGCUCGCCGUGGCUCUCUUCUUUGUCGCCGUGCUCUUUGCCAUCAUUGUCUUCCUGUCCAACAACUGGUCGGACAAUGAGGUCAUCAUCUACGCCGUAGCUACGGGUGUCUCGAUGAUUCCCGCCUCGCUCACCGCCGUUCUCACCAUCACCAUGGCCAUGGGAAGCAAAGCCAUGGUCAAGAAGAACGUCAUCGUCCGCAAACUCGAAUCGCUCGAGGCUCUCGGCUCGAUCAACGACAUUUGCUCCGACAAGACCGGCACGCUCACUCAGGGCAAGAUGGUCGUCCGCAAAGCUUGGGUUCCUGCUUCGGGCACGUACAGUGUCUCGGAGACCAACGAGCCUUUCAACCCUACGCUUGGAGAAGUUUCGGUCGACGACGUCGAGCCACGCGACGCCAAGGCUGGGCGAGGAUCUAGCGACGGUGAAGGCGAGGUGGUGGCCCGCUCGGGCAAGUCGGACAAGGUCAAGGGCAACGAACGCUUCGAGGACUUUAUGAACGUUGCAUCGCUCUGCAAUCUUGCCACUGUUUUCAAGGACAAGGAGACGCACGCUUGGACCGCACACGGCGACCCAACCGAGUGCGCCAUUCAAACCUUUGUCACUCGUUUUGCUUGGGGCCGACUGAAGCUCACCAAGGGCUCCGAUGCCGACAAAGAAGUCACCGAAAAGGACCGCACGGCCGCCAAGUGGACGCAGAUCGCUGAAUACCCCUUCGACAGCUCGGUUAAGCGCAUGGCCGUUACGUACGUCAACAACCAGACCCACGAGAGCUACGCCAUGAUGAAGGGCGCCGUCGAACGUGUCUUGGAGUCGUGCACUUCGGCACAGACCGCCGAGGGCAAGGUCGACUUUGACGCGGACUUCGAGAAGCAGGUGCUGGAAAACAUGGAGGCACUUGCUAGCCAGGGCCUGCGUGUUCUCGCCCUUGCUCACCGCAAGCUUUCGGAUGCUGAAAAGGAGCUCGAGGAAGAACUCGAGCGUUCGGAUGUCGAGGCCAACAUGACCUUCCUUGGAUUGGUAGGUCUUUACGACCCUCCUCGUCCCGAAACGGCCGGUGCGGUGCGCAAGUGCAAGGAGGCAGGCAUCACUGUUCGCAUGCUUACCGGUGACCACCCCGGCACCGCCAAGGCCAUCGCUCUCGACGUCGGCAUCGUUCCUCGUAACACCACCAAGUACUCAAAAGCCGAGCUGGAGAGCAUGGUCAUGACGGCCUCCCAAUUCGACAAGCUGUCUGAAGCUGAGAUCGACGCACUUCCUCAACUACCACUUGUCAUUGCCCGAUGUGCACCCCAGACCAAGGUACGAAUGAUUGAGGCGCUGCACCGACGAGGCAAGUUCUGCGCCAUGACCGGUGACGGUGUCAACGACUCGCCUUCGCUCAAGAUGUCCGAUGUGGGUAUUGCCAUGGGCAUGAACGGCUCGGACGUGGCCAAGGACGCUUCGGACAUUGUGCUGGUCGACGACAACUUCGCAUCCAUCGGCAACGCUAUCGAGGAAGGCCGACGCAUGGCUGACAACAUUUCCAAGUUCGUCUGCCAUUUGCUGGCGCAAAAUGUGGCACAAGCGUCGGUGCUGCUUAUCGGAUUGGCAUUCAAGGACGAGACUGGACUCUCGGUGUUCCCGCUCUCACCCGUCGAGAUCUUGUACAUCAUCAUGGUCACCUCUGGUUUCCCCGCCAUGGGACUUGGCAUGGAAAAGGCAUCGAUGGACGUGAUGAAGAGAAAGCCUCGUUCCAACAAGUGGGGUAUCUUCAGCCCGGAGAUGCUCGUCGAUCUCGUCGUCUACGGUCUCUGGAUGGCGGUUCUGUGCUUGGCGACCUUCACGCUGGUCGAGUUCGGUUGGGGCAAUGGCGAGCUGGGCAUCAACUGCAACUCGGAACACAGCAGCUCCUGCGACUUGGUGUUCCGUGCGCGUGCAUCUACGUUCGCGGUGAUGACGUGGUUCUCGCUGCUGCUGGCAUGGGAGGUGGUCGACACGCGUCGCAGCUUCUUCAACAUGCGCACCGACGGCCAGUGGUACAACCAGUGGUUUAAGGACACGUGGGGCAAGAACAAGUUUUUGUUCAUCUGCAUCGUAUUUGGGUUCUUCUCGGUCUUCCCCAUCCUCUACAUCCCCGGGCUGAACGACAUCGUCUUCCUGCACAGCGGCAUCAGCUGGGAGUGGGGGAUCAUCUUCAUCGCCACCGGCCUGUUUGUCGGCGGCAUCGAGGCGUACAAGUGGGGCAAGCGCGUCUACUUCCGACACGUCGAAGUGGAUUCCUCGAAGCUGCUCGACGAGGAGCAGCAGGUUGACGAUGGCGAGGUCGCCGACGAAAAGCCCGACGAUGCUCACAGCAAAAAGAUGGUGCCUGCUCCCACGACUUCGACCGAGAAGACAAUAGUAUAG
This is a messenger RNA of Sporisorium graminicola, 3309 nucleotides long. RefSeq lists its product as uncharacterized. Bases 1 to 3309 code for a protein of 1102 amino acids. Gene Ontology annotation, cellular component: plasma membrane. Gene Ontology annotation, molecular function: ATP hydrolysis activity; P-type calcium transporter activity; ATP binding. Gene Ontology annotation, biological process: calcium ion transmembrane transport; intracellular calcium ion homeostasis. The record is from RefSeq and is a predicted model, not a curated record. NCBI's taxonomy places the organism in Eukaryota, Fungi, Basidiomycota, Ustilaginomycetes, Ustilaginales, Ustilaginaceae. The transcript is spliced from 2 exons.